This is a messenger RNA of Staurois parvus, 310 nucleotides long. Lineage: Eukaryota; Metazoa; Chordata; Amphibia; Anura; Ranidae. The record is from the annotation of a GenBank genome assembly.
CAGGGGAGGACUGACAACUCAUGGGGCCCCCGGGCAAUAGGGGAUCAUGAGGCCCCUGUGUCCUUGCCCAGACUCAAAAGCCUAUGAAAAAGGUACCAGGGGCAUCUCAUGGGGCCCUCUACUGACCCUGGGCCCUCGGGCAGUGCCCGAGUUUCCAAAUGGUCAGUCCGCCCCUAUAUAUAGCUGGAAGCAGACAGUUUGGAAACAAUCGCUGUGUUUUGCAAUACAAAAGGAUCAUCUGUAGAUCACUCGGAUCACUCACACAUCUACACAAAUGUACAACAUACAUAUAUUUUUUGUAUUCUUCAUU